Messenger RNA from Brassica oleracea var. oleracea, 2392 nucleotides. RefSeq names its product phosphatidylinositol/phosphatidylcholine transfer protein SFH9. Bases 285 to 2039 code for a protein of 584 amino acids. The record is from RefSeq and is a predicted model, not a curated record. The transcript is spliced from 15 exons. NCBI's taxonomy places the organism in Eukaryota, Viridiplantae, Streptophyta, Magnoliopsida, Brassicales, Brassicaceae.
CGACAUGUAGCUCUUUCUCUCUCUCUCGCUUCAUCGUCGUCUUCCUCCUCUUCUCUGCAUUAAUGUUUGUUUAAAAACGACGCUUCGUCUUCUUUCUCAGGGCAUAUGUAUUUCGUCGUGUAUAUAAAGAGAUUUUGACUUCGUAAUCUGAAAGCUACGUUUCUAGAGAGAGAGAGAGAUCGUUUUUUUAUUCUUUACCUAAAUCUAUACUCUGCGAUUUCGGGAGAUCGCAUAUUAGAUUCAGGCAUCUGAUUUGAAGCUUCUGGGUUUGAUUCUCUCUGCAAAUGCCAGCUUUGGGUGAGAUCCUUUCGGUUCCAGAAACUGAUAAGGGAAAGAGUAAAGACAUUAUUGACAACUCAGAGGAUGAGAAGAUUCUUCCAAGAGCUCGUGGUUCUAGAUCCUUGAAGAAGAAAGCUAUCAGAGCUUCGACCAAACUGACUCAUAGCUUGAGGAAACGAGGGAAGCGUGUAGCUGAUCAGUACGCAGCUAUUGUCAUUGAGGAUGUGAGAGAUGCAGACGAGGAGAAAGCAGUGAAUGCGUUUAGAGAAGCUUUGGUUUCUCUUGACUUGCUUCCACCUAGACAUGAUGAUUAUCAUACCAUGCUGAGAUUCUUGAAAGCGAGGAGGUUUGAUCAUGACAAAACUGUUCAUAUGUGGGAAGAGAUGCUAAAAUGGAGGAAAGAUAAUGGAGUUGAUACAAUAAUGCAGGAUUUUGUGUAUGAGGAGUACGAAGAAGUACAACAGUACUAUCCACAUGGCUACCAUGGUGUAGACAGAGGAGGCAGGCCUGUCUACAUCGAACGUCUUGGUAAAGUUGACCCAGGCAAGCUAAUGAAAGUUACUUCAUUGGAGCGUUUCUUGAGAUAUCAUGUACAAGGUUUCGAAAAGACUUUCUCUGAGAAGUUCCCAGCUUGUUCUAUCGCUGCAAAGAGACAUAUCAAUUCUUCAACAACCAUAAUAGAUGUGCAAGGAGUGAGCUGGAUGAAGUUGAGAAAACUAGCUCAGGACCUUGUGAUGCGUAUGCAGAAAAUCGAUGGGGACAACUAUCCUGAGACAUUGAAUCAGAUGUACAUCGUUAAUGCUGGAAACGGAUUCUCUAUAAUUUGGAGCACAGUGAAAGGCUUUCUCGACCCUAAAACCUCUUCUAAGAUACAUGUAUUAAAAAACAAAGAUCGAAGUCACCUUCUUGAGAUUAUAGAUCCAGGUGAGCUUCCUGAUUUUCUUGGUGGAAACUGUUCGUGUGCAAAUGAAGGUGGAUGUAUGAGAUUCAACAAGGGUCCUUGGAAUGAUCCUGAGAUAAUGAAACUUGUGCGCUUGAGAGAUGCAACGUACAAAAUAAAAGAAAUAGAGCUCCCGGAGAAUGGGGAAGUAGCUAAACUAUUUGCAUUACCGCAUGUGAAUACAGAAAUAUCGUUACCUGAUGGAGGACAAGUUAGGGUGAGAGAAUCGCAUUUUGAACAUGACACAAGUGCUCAGCUAAGCCAUCAACUUGAAGCAGUUGGUACUGGGAGAAUUGUACAGUCUGAUUCAACAAAUCAGUUGUCUAGUAAUCUGACAGAAGAAAGGGGCUUGAAGAAGUCUCUUCAGAAAGUUGCAAGCUCGUUGGCUCGUUUUAUCUUCCAACUUGUUGCAUCUCUAUGUCUCAUGUUCCGGAUCUUGGGAAGACUUGUAAAUAAGAAACCAGAGAACCAAUUGAGACCACCGGUUUUGGAUUCUCCUCCUCCUCCUCCUACUCAGUUGCUGCAGCGAAGAGAGUCUCUCCAUCCAUGUUGGCAAAGGUUGCAGAAUCUGGAGAGCAUGGUCACAGUUUUGUUUGACAAACCGACAAACAUUCCUCAGGAGAAAGAAGACAUACUUCGUGAUUCAUUAGACCGCAUCAAAGGCAUUGAGCAAGAUCUACAGAAGACAAAGAAGGCGCUCCUUUUGACCGCGUCAAAACAACUUGAACUUGCAGAGUCUUUUGAGAGCCUGAAAGAGAGCACCUCAAUGGGAAUGCGAUCGUGCUGGCCAAGACACUGCAGAAAUUUCCAAGUUGAAUAGAUAUAUAUAUAUAUAUCUCUGAAUCUCAUAUCCGAAGUCUUCCUAAGCUACUACUACUUCACAUUCCAACCAUAGUACAGAUGGGCUUACUAUAAAGUAACAAAAAUGGUAAUGGAGAGGGAAACUGAAGAGGGAAAAGCUUACAAUUGUGUACCAGUUUCUUACUGAGCUAUAACUGGAAUUAUACUUUUUUUCCAUAACGAUUCUAAUGCACAUCAUUGUUAUUAGUAUAGUAUAUAAUCCAUUUAUUGGUUGGGAACCAUUACAAUUUACAAAUACAAUUACAUUUUAUGGUAGAUAGAAAGAAACAAUAUUUAUAAUGUUGUUUAGAUCGAACGGUAUGAAUCUAAAGU